Epinephelus fuscoguttatus (brown-marbled grouper) is the source of this 892-nucleotide messenger RNA. It is a transcript of the gene trpm1b, whose product is annotated as transient receptor potential cation channel, subfamily M, member 1b. NCBI's taxonomy places the organism in Eukaryota, Metazoa, Chordata, Actinopteri, Perciformes, Serranidae. The record is from RefSeq and is a predicted model, not a curated record. Gene Ontology annotation, biological process: calcium ion transport into cytosol. The transcript has 5 exons. The coding region runs from base 134 to 892 and encodes 252 amino acids. Gene Ontology annotation, molecular function: calcium channel activity.
AGAGGAAGCGAACCAGCUGGUGCAGAUUGACACCCCGAAGGAUAAAUGGAGUGUGAUCAAGCACACGAGGACCUACCCAACAGACGCUUUUGGUUUGAUCGAGUUCCAGGGCGGAGGAUUCAUCAACAAGGCCAUGUACAUCCGAGUCUCCUAUGACACCAAACCUGACAACCUCCUGCAUUUGAUGGUGAAGGACUGGCAGCUGGAGCUCCCCACCUUGCUCAUCUCUGUACACGGAGGUCUCCAGAACUUUGACCUCCAGCCCAAACUCAAGCAAGUGUUUGGCAAAGGCCUGAUCAAAGCCGCCGUCACCACCGGAGCUUGGAUCUUCACGGGCGGAGUCAACACGGGGGUAAUCCGUCAUGUAGGAGAUGCCUUAAAGGACCACUCCUCCAAGUCACGAGGGAAAGUGUGCGCAAUAGGAAUUGCUCCAUGGGGGAUCCUGGAAAACAAAGAGGAUCUGAUCGGAAAAGAUGUAACCAAACCCUAUCAGACAAUGGCAAACCCACUGAGCAAGCUGGCUGUGCUCAACAACAGCCACUCCCACUUCAUCCUGACUGACAACGGCACCUGUGGGAAGUAUGGCUCAGAGGUCAAACUCCGCCGGCUGCUGGAGAAACACAUCUCCCUGCAGAAGAUCAACACGCGUAAUGACACUUUUGGUGAUGAAUGGAUGGAUAGAAGGAGUGAGUAUGUUUGGUUGUGUGUUCUAGGUUUGGGUCAGGGGGUUCCUCUGGUGUGCCUGAUAGUGGAGGGAGGUCCCAACGUGAUCUCCAUCGCACUGGAGAGUCUGAGAGACGAGCCUCCAAUCCCUGUGGUGGUGUGUGACGGCAGCGGCCGAGCUUCCGACAUCAUUUCCUUUGCGCACAAGUUCUCAGAGGACGGAGGGUGA